AUGACGCUGCUGCACCUCCUGGUCGUCUUCGGGCUCUCGGCGCUGGCCCGCGCCCUGGCGCGCUGCUGCUCCGGGCGGCCGCGGGCCGAGCUCUCCUGGGCCGACUACCUGCGCCGGGCGGCGCCCACAGGCUCCUGGAGAUGCUGCCAGCCCCCCGCACCUGCCUGCGUGAACCGGUGGAGGGACGGAUAUGACCGGCAUCGGCUGGGCAAGGGACCUUCGCCAGGUGCUGGGAUGCCGCCCUGCUGAAGACUGGCGUUACGAGUGUGAGCGGAGCGGGUGUUGCGGGCCCUGGGCUGCAGGACCCCCCGCCUGGGAGCGCGCGGCUGCCGCGGGACAGGCAAGCGGUGGCUGCUGCAGCUCACCCCGUUAAUUCCUCUGCGAAACGUUGCCCAGAAGAGCUUCCCCUCGCCGCUUGAGAGCGACCGUCCUGCGUGCCUGCGCGCAGCUGCACAGCCCCUGCCUGCUGCGGUUGUGACCCCGCUCCCCGGCGAGGCCGCUGAGCGGAGCGGUGCAGCCCUGCUCCUGGGACAUGCCACCCGGGGGACCCUUCUUCGGAGACGCAGGUGCAGCCUGCGAGGCGUCGGCGCAGACGGCUCUCGUGCCGGCAGCGGAGGGCUCGGGACGCCUCUCGUCACGGAUGCGACUCUAGCCUGCUGGGACAGGAGUGCUCUGGCUGCGGGAGGUGAAGAGCAGCAGGGAUGGGGAUGCUCUGCAUGCACCAGUGAGCCCCACGCUGCUCGUGUGGACUUCCCUCCUCCUCCUCUCCAAAGGAUGCCCGUUGCCCGUCCAAAAACUCCUGCCCAUGCAGCCUGCUGGAGUGUGAUGGCGAAGGGUCUGCAGGGCUUCCCGUGGACCGUGCUGCUGCUCUUCUGGGCCGUGCCGCCGCCGGGGGCCCGGGCUGUGCACGCGGAGGUGGGGGGGCCUGGCCUGGGGCAGCCAGGGGACCCCGUGCUGCUGGCCGGCGGCAGAGUGAAGCGUGGCUGGGUGUGGAACCAGUUCUUUGUGGUGGAGGAGUACACGGGCACGGAGCCGCUGUACGUGGGGAAGAUCCACUCGGAUUCGGACGAGGGGGACGGCUCCAUCAAGUACACCAUCUCCGGGGAGGGCGCGGGCACCAUCUUCCUCAUCGACGAAGUCACGGGCGACAUCCACGCCACGGAGCGCCUGGACCGGGAGCAGAAGACCUUCUACACGCUGCGCGCGCAGGCCCGCGACCGGCAGACGGACCGGCUGCUGGAGCCCGAGUCGGAGUUCAUCAUCAAGGUGCAGGACAUCAACGACAGCGAGCCCCGCUUCCUGGGGGGGCCCUACAUCGGCAGCGUGGCCGAGCUCUCCCCCGUCGGCACAUCUGUGAUGCAGGUGAUGGCCUCUGAUGCUGACGACCCCACGUACGGGAGCAGCGCUCGGGUGGUCUACAGCGUGCUGGAGGGCGAGCAGCACUUCACCGUGGACAGUAAAACAGGUGUGAUCCGGACGGCUGUGGCCGACCUGGACCGCGAGACGCAGGACCGGUACGAGGUGGUGAUCCGUGCCACAGACAUGGCGGGACAGCUGGGCGGCCUGUCUGGAUCCACCACGGUCACCAUCGUGGUCACCGACGUCAACGACAAUCCGCCGCGCUUCCCCCAGAAGCUGUACCAGUUCAGCGUCGUGGAAACCGCCCCCGUGGGCACUGCCGUGGGGAGGGUGAAGGCAGAGGACUCGGACGUCGGGGCGAACACGGACAUGACGUACCGGGUGAAGGACGAGGAAGGGGUGGAGAUGUUCAAAGUCACCACGGACAGCGAUACCCAAGAGGCCGUCAUCACGGUACAGAAGCCUCUCGACUACGAGUCGAAGAAGGUGCACACCGUCGUGGUGGAGGCCCUCAACAAAUUCGUGGACCCGCGGUUCGUGGACCUCGGCACCUUCCGGGACCAGACCAUCGUGCGGGUCUCGGUGCUGGAUGUGGACGAGCCCCCCGAGUUCCGGCCCCCCUCCGACCCGAUGGAGGUCCAGGAGGACGCGCACGUCGGCUCUGUCGUGGGGGUGGUCACCGCCCUCGACCCGGACACGGCAAACCACCCCGUCCGAUACGCCAUCGACCGCAGCACGGACGCGGAGAGGAUCUUCGACAUCGAUGCCGACACGGGCGCCAUUGUGACGGGGAAGGUGCUGGACCGGGAGACGGCCGGGUGGCACAACAUCACCGUCCUGGCAAUGGAAGCAGAGAAUCACUCGCAGGUGUCGAGGGCCUCCCUGCGCAUCCGCAUCCUGGACGUCAACGACAACCCGCCCGAGCUGGCCACCCCCUACGAAGCCGCCGUGUGCGAGGACGCCAAGCCGGGCCAGCUCAUCCAGACCAUCAGCGUCGUGGACCGCGACGAGCCCCAGGGCGGCCACCGCUUCUACUUCACCCUGGUGCCCGAGGCCUCCCACAGCCACCACUUUUCCCUGCUGGACGUCAAGGACAACACGGCCGCGGUGCACACGCAAAGAGUGGGCUUCAACCGCCAAGAGCAGGACGUGUAUUUGCUGCCCAUCCUGGUGGUGGACAGCGGCCCCCCGGCCCUCAGCAGCACGGGGACUCUGACCAUCCGCGUGUGCGGCUGCGACAGCAGCGGGGCCAUCCAGUCCUGCAACAGCACGGCCUACGUCAUGUCUGCCACGCUGAGCCCCGGCGCGCUCAUCGCUCUGCUGGUCUGCGUCCUCAUCCUGGUCGAAUCCAGCCGUUUGUCUGUCCAGCCGUGCGUUCAUCCAUCUGCCCCUCCCGUCUCUGGUCAUGCUGCAUGGAAAGGAAGCUCCUGGUCUGCACUGGAGCCCAGGCCCAUCUCUCUCCCACCCAGUAACACAACACAGCUGCUGCUCAUGCUGGUCCUCCUGAUCCUUACGUUGAAGCGGCACCACAAAAGCCACCUGACGCCCGAGGAGGACGAGGACAUGAGGGACAAUGUCAUCAAAUACAAUGACGAAGGGGGCGGCGAGCAGGACACGGAGGCCUACGACAUGUCGGCCCUGCGCAGCCUCUACGACUUCAGCGAGAUCAAAGGCGGCGACGGCGGGGGGGGGCCGGGCGAGGGGGGCCUGGGCGGAAACCUGGCCUCCGAGCUCCACGCGCUCCCGCAGUGGGUGCAGAACCCGGACCUGGACUUCUCCCUCUUCAGGGACUACAUCUGCAAGAAGGUGGAGCAGGCGGACGAGGACGUCUCGGUGCCGCCCUACGACUCCUUCCAGACCUACGCCUUCGAGGGCUCGGACUCCCCCGUCCCCUCCCUCAGCUCCCUCGGCACCUGGUCCAGCGGCUCCGAGCAGGACUUCUCCUACCUGGGGGGCUGGGGGCCGCGCUUCCGGCAGCUGGCCGCGCUCUACGCGGGCCGCAAGGGCGAGGAGGAGGGCGAGGAGUCCUAGCCGCCCGGCCGGGGCCCCCAGCGAGGUGGGGGCGGGUGCCGGGCUGGGCUCCCGCGCGGGGCGGGCGAGCGGUGCCCCGUGGGCAGCGCCCCGCCGGUGGGUGCCCUGCCGCCGCGGAGGGGCCGAGCGCCUCGGUCGCGCCCCUCGCUCGGGGCUCCUCGGCGCGGGCAGGGCUGGCUGGGGCGGUCGCCAGCGUAAUCUCUUUAAUACCAAUCUCCAUUAAAGCACUACACGUUAAUUUAAGAAAGAGAAAAUCUAAUUCAAGAGAGUUCAGAGGGGGUUCCCCCCCCCCCCUGCAAAUUAUCAUUUAAAUAGAUCUGUGCAGUGAGCCCGGUUCAGGGAGGGAAGAGCAGGCCAGGAGCCUUUUGUUGUCCAAAUUGUUUUUGUCACUCGAUUCAGAGCGUUUGAAGUGCUUUGAUUUCAUUAAGAGCUUUCCCUGCUGAGGGAUGCAAGCUUUUCACCUCUCUCCUGUCCCCCCCAUGCUGGCUGGCUCCCCGGGUCCCUGCUCCAUGCGGGUCCCCGGUACGGUGCCGGCAGAGCUGCGCCAGGCCCAGGGGCUCCCACGCCGGUGCUGGCUCCCCGCGGGCUGCAGCAACGCAGGGAGGAGGUGGGACAGGGCAGCACCGGCCGCAGGGCAGGGGACGUCCCGGAGCCCUGGUCCGAGGGGCGAUCCCUCGCCGCCGCCAGCCUGGCGCGCGGGCAGGAUCCCGAGCCCGUCGGCCGGGCACAGGGAGAGCAGUGGCCGGACCGCGGCGGUGCUCGGACUCCCUUUGGCGUCUGCAGCCGGUUGUGCCGCUUCCAGGAGCGAUGGAGGAUGGGAAAUGCAGAGCGGCGGUGCAGGACCGCGGGGGACGUCGGCAGCAGGAGCCCCUCGGCCAGGCGCCUGUGAGCCGGGGUCCCGCGGGCGCUGCCGUGCACGGGGCGUGAGUGAGUUUUGGCUGGUCCCAGGAGGUGCCCAGGCAGCUUCUCGCACCGCCCCGGCCACUGCGGCUCCGUGUCGGGCGACGCUGGGGAAGAUCGGUGAUGUGGUUGAUAAGCAGCCCGUGCAGCCCCCCAUGGCCCGGUGCUUCCUGGGCUCGUCACUGGGUUUGUCCUUGCAGUUUAGCCACGGACAGCGUUUUCCGUCCUCGGGGAGUGUUUAGCUGUAAAUGCCUGUGCAUGUUCGUUUUAUCCUGUUUUGCCUCCCGGCCGCCGGCACUGCUCUCGCCGUGGAGUGGGGCCACGUGGGACGAGCAGGUGAGGCUCCUUCCGUCCUGGCUCGUCCCCACGGCAGCCGCAUCCCUGCUCCGGCCCCUCCGGCACAGGACAAUGCGGCUCGGUGCGGGGCAGGAGCCGCUCAUUUCUCAGGAUCCCUCUGGCUGUCCCCACGGAGGCUGCGGGCGCUCGCCCCGCAUCCUCGCCCCGCGCACAUGCCCUGCAUCCUCGCUCUGCAUCCUCACCCCGCAUCCUCGCCCGGCACUCGUCCCGCAUCCUCACCCCACAUCCUCAUCCCAUUUGCUCGCCCCACGCGCUCGCCCCGCAUCCUCACCCCGCAUCCUUGCCCGGCACUCGUCCCGCAUCCUCAUCCUGCACCUUCACUCCACACUCGCUCCGCGCUCGCCCGCAUUCUCGCCCCGCGAGCGCUCGGUUGGUCACUGUGAUUCCCCGCCGGCGCCGGGAUGCGGCCAGGUGAACCGGCAGCUCUUCGCGGGCGGUCGGGCAUGCGUCGCCGCCCCAGCAAGGCCCCGAACCUGGGCACGGGGAACGGAGAAAGCCCUCUCUUUCCUCAGGAAGGUGUUCGUGUUCCCCCUGGCCGGAGCUGCGCGUCCCCGGCCUUCCCUCUAGCGAAGUGUUGUGCAAUAGCCGGCCCCGUCCCUGGAGAUGGGGCUGACGGUGAGUGCGUGGACCCCCCCGGCCCCGCUGCCCCGCACGGUCCCUCCUGGUCCCCAAGCGAGUGCGGUGUGGGCCGGGGCGCCGCAUCGGCUCUGGGAGCUGGCGACCGCGGGAACGCCCGACGGAGCCGCUUGGGUUUCCUUUCUCUUUCCAGACAAAAUCAGGAGGUUGACUUCCCCACCCUUGUUAUUUUUUUCGAGGUCUUUCUAGGACCCGGAAAUAAAUUAUUUCCUUGUCGUCUA
Molecule: messenger RNA, 5504 nt
Organism: Dromaius novaehollandiae (emu)
Lineage: Eukaryota; Metazoa; Chordata; Aves; Casuariiformes; Dromaiidae
Gene: CDH22
Product: cadherin 22
Exons: 13
Coding region: 775-3390 (871 amino acids)
Biological process (GO): cell morphogenesis; calcium-dependent cell-cell adhesion; homophilic cell-cell adhesion
Cellular component (GO): adherens junction; plasma membrane; catenin complex
Molecular function (GO): calcium ion binding; cadherin binding
Source: RefSeq, a predicted model, not a curated record